CGGAGUGAGAGUCGGUCCUCCCCGGAAAGACGCGGCUCUGGUGCUCUGCGGAAGCCCCCCUCCAGGCACCCGGUUCCCUGGAGCCCCCCGCGCCGCGUCGGGGUCGGAUUUAAGGAGCGUCUGUAAGGAGAGCUGCGCCUCCUUGAAGAUUAAAGCCUACUGGUCCUGAGCUGUUUCCAGUCCAAAUGUCUGCGAAAUUGAGAGCGUCAUUAAAACUUCAUCCACAAACUGUAGAGGAGCCUGACAGCAUUCUGGUCGUGAAGAUGGAAGAGGAAGAGCAGACGUGUGAUGUGGACUCCAGCCUCCCCUGGAGCAGCCGCUGCAGCCCAGACACCUUCCGCCAGCGGUUCAGGCAGUUUGGCUACCAGGAGUCCCCUGGUCCCCGGGAGGCUCUGAGCCAGCUCCGGCAGCUUUGCCGUCAGUGGCUGAGGCCAGAGGUGCACACUAAGGAGCAGAUCCUGGAGCUGCUGGUGCUGGAGCAGUUCCUGGCCAUCCUGCCCGAGGAGCUGCAGGCCUGGCUGCGAGAUCACCGACCAGAGGAUGGAGAGGAAGCCGUGACUAUGCUGGAGGACCUGGAGAAAGAGCUUGACGGGCCACCUGAGCAGGUUGUCUUUGGACGAAAUGAGGACAUGAUUUCAGAGAAACUAGCACCUUGGGAAAUCAUCCAGGAGUCACCAAGUAGCCAGCUCAAGCCUGUGAAGAAGCAGCUUCACUCGUUAAGACAAAAGGGUGAGCAGCAGGACUCGGUUCAUGAUAAAGACACCAGAACUAUAAAUGUGAAAUCAGCUUCGAGGCAAAAGACUUCUUCAGGCAUAGAACUGCAUUAUGAUGUUUCUAACACCCUUCAUAUGAAUACUUCCCAGAGUUUCACAUAUAGAGGAACCUGUGAACAAGGUGGCAGGUUUGAAAGAAGACAGAGAAAUCCUUCUAGAAAAAAACAACAUAAAUGUAAUGAAUGUGGCAAAAUAUUUAGUCAGAGCUCAGCCCUUAUCCUCCAUCAGAGAAUCCACAGUGGAGAAAAACCUUACGUGUGUGAUGUGUGUGCAAAGGCUUUUAGCCGAAGUGCAGUCCUGAUUCAGCAUCGAAGAAUCCACACUGGGGAAAAACCCUACAAGUGUCACGAAUGUGGAAAAGCCUUUAGUCAGAGCUCUAAUCUUUUUAGACAUAAAAAAGGACACACUAGAGGAAAGAGUCCCAUCAGUAUCCUGAGGGAAUCAAAGCAUUUACUCAGAGCUUUUUCAACAGGGGAGAGGACACAAGGCACAAACACCCCUUUAGAGUAAAUUAUUGGUUAUAAUGGGCACAUUUCCUUUUGAGGGUCAUCAGAGCCACAGGGGAGAAUAUAGACUAUCUUAUGUCAGCAUUGUUUGCUUUUCUGCUUAUCAACACAGUGUCAAUUCAGAUGUUUGAGAUUCUAAAACUUAAUUCAGAUUUCCAUCCCUAGGGCAGCUCUUGAAAAGAUUCUCAGACAUCUAUUAUUUCCAUUAUUAACACAAAUAAUGAACUAGUAUAUUCCUUUUUUAGACAAGUACAUUUCCCUGUUGAGAAGGAAUGUGUGAGUUACUCAGUAUAAAAAAUGGAUAUUGUUUUCCAUUUCAUCACUUGAGCAUUGGAGUUCUCAGACCAAAGAUUAAAGCACUUUUUAAAAAAUUUCCUUUUGUUUUCUGUUACCAGAUUCAAAAUAUGAGAAUAGGAUUGAGGCAGCCCAGUAGAAUAUGUUCCUCAAGACCUAGGCUGAAAUGUCCAGGGUCAUUGUUAGGAGGCAGGUGAGUAAAGGGACUUAAUCUCUUAUGAAACUUACAGGAGCCUACACAUUAAACAGGGCUGUCUGGAUGCUUAUAUAAGGUUGAUGACUAUCUCAAUAUAAAGAAAAAAGGGAGCUGAAGAAAAGACCGUCCAAACAAGACUGACUGAUGUAACACGAAUGUUGGCAGCAUGGCAUGUAAUGGGGAAGCGUGCCACAGCUUACCUGGAAAAGAAAGCCCUUCAUAGCUGGAGACUAUCCUUCAGUGUUCUUCCCGGCCCCCUUUCUGGCAAAAAUCAGCUGUCAGCAUGUUUCAGGCCUCAGAAGACAGCCUUUUCAGGGUCUUAUGCAUUCUCAAUGAGAUCACUUUCCAGACAAGCUGUCAUGUAGUGAGACCUUGGAUUUUGAUCCUCUUGUACUAAUGAGGAAAUCACUGAAGUUCAAUUUAAAGAGUCCACCAAAGUUUUAGCCAUAUUUAAUUCAGUCAGAUUCCACGUUGAAGUAUAAAAUGACUGAUUUGUAUGUUAUUAAAAUUAUUCUGCUGGUAUAGGACAUAAUAUUCCCUUUUCCAGGGCUUCUUGAUAAAACUCUGUAUGUAUUGCAAGAAUACAUGUAUUACUGGGUUUUCCAUGGUGCCAGUUAGCCAACCUGGAAGCAAACAUCAGAAGUGACAGUCCUUGGAAGGAGAAGGGAAGAAGGGGCUUAUAGUGAACUUCUUUGAUUGGGUUCCUCAUGAAGUGUAAACAUUUCAUUAUCAAAAAUUCAGCCAUCAUCUAGUGCUUAGAGUAACUCCAGAAACAAAUGUGGCAUUACUGUGCUUUGCUUAGUACAUUGAUAAAUAGAAGAUGAGUAGGGGGAGAAGUAAAUACAAAUAUUAGAGAAUUUUCUGAUAGUGAUUAUAUUUUCUAGUUCUAGUAAUAUGCAUAUCUAUUGAGUUUGGUAUAUUUUUAGUUAUUAAAAAUGAAUGUAGGAGUCUUGAUUUGGAGCUCAUUCUCUAAAGAGGAACAAGCCAUCUAUUAAAGCAGCAAAUGUCUCAGAGAGAUGUGUAUGUUGAAUUACUGCUUAACUAUGGAAAGAGUUUCUUAGGCGCUACAUGAAUAAAAUGACAGAAUCUAAAUCAAGUGUUCUGAGGGAAGUGUCUGUUUACUUGGUGCUGCCGUAAACUUUGCAAGGUUGCAUUCUCUUCAUUGUGAAUAGUUUGAACCUCCUCACCAGAAAGUCAUGUGAAUCAUAUCGUCUGAGUACUCAUGAAUCUAAAGGAUGUUGCUGUGCACUUUGAGGUAGCUUUCACUUACAUAGGUCUAACGAGUAGAAGGUGCUAGUUUAUCUAAAUAGAGAAUUAUUAUGACUUGGGCUAACCUUGGUAAAAAUUAGCAUGAUAUUAGCACUCCCAUCAGAUUGGUUAAUUUCCACACGUAGUAAAUACUCCAAAAUGAAAUUGGUUAUUUUUUUAAAUGAAUUUUACUUCAACUGGGCCUUUGCUAUUGAUAAUCCUGUGUCCCUUCUUUACCUCUCUCCCAUUCUCUUCAGAGACAUGUUCCUCACUGUCCUUAAACUUUCCUGUAUCAGGAAUGCUUCUGGAUGCAAAGUCUACAUUUGGUGGCUUAAACAAAUAAGACUUUGCAACAGGAAAUCAGGAGGGUGAGUUGCUGCUGGCUCUCAGUCAGCAGCUGAAGAAUGACUGGUCUGGCUGGUGUGUGUGCCCUUCUUUUGGUCUCAUGCUUAUUUUCUCAGAUAGGCAAGAGAGCUGUCCUAGCUCCAAGAUUGACAACUGGGGUCAAGUCAGGAAGAGAGGAAGCGGGGCUCUGGCCAUGGCUGUCUCCUAUACUAGGAAAAGUAAAAGUUUUCCAAGAAACCCCAGCAGAAUUCAGCGCAUGUUUCCUUGUUGCAAGUGUGUCUGGUAAGGCAUGCGUUUUCAACCUCUAGAGGGAAAGCAGCAGGGAAGAUGGGGAUGGGGCACAAUGUUGAGUCAGCCGACAGUGCUUGCCAUAAUCCUGACUACCUUCUUCAUGGGCAGAUGACUAUCAUUUUGCCUCUUGCAUUAUAGAAAAACCGAUGACAACACUUAGAACCUUCUGCCACCAAAUCUACCAGCUUAUCUACACCUCAUUCAUACACUCUCCCUCUUUCAGGGAGAAAUUUCCUUUCUCCCUCAGAAUGAAAGAAGGGUCUCUCUGGUCCCUCACCAUUUCUUCCCCUCUCUGAAGGUCCUUGGCUGCCAUCAGUUAUUCUCCCUCUUCUGUUUCUUCAUCCUGCCUGCCUUCAGGAUCUAUCUCUUUAACAUUUAAACAUGCUUAUGUGAUCCACCCUCUAACUCUAUGCUUUUCUAGCCUGUCCUUACAAAAUUCAAGAUGGUGGCUUAUCCCUGAGUGAGGGGGAGCCAAAUGGCCCUUAACUUUGCCCUCUUCAUAUGCAUUCAUUUCUUUCAACUAGAGUGUUCAUCCUAAAACAUAAAUUUGAUUAUAUCCCUUCCAUGGGGACAAAACGUAGGCUUCCCAUUGCUUUUAAUGUAAAGUCAGACCUCCUAAACAAGGUUUUUGAGGCCCUUUAUGGUCUGGCCACAGCUUACUUCAACUUUUAUCUCUUGCCACUGCCUCCUUUGUGCUGAAGACAUUCUGAAUUAUCAGAAGUCAUCCUGCCUCUGGGUCCUUUACAUGUGUUCUUUGUGAAUUUUUAUCCAGCAUCUAUACUUUAACUCCUCUGUGUUCUUCAGGUUUUAGCUUUGAUAUCACUUCUUCCAGGAAACCUACCCUAACACCCCAAGAGUAGGUUGGGGAGCACCACUACACCCUUCUUGGAUCCCGUAGCAGUCUCUUACCCCUCGCAUUGCAAUUAUCACACAAAAUAUUUUUAAAAUAUCAAACUGCAAAUAUGGCCCCAAGGAAGAGGAGGAAGAUGAAUGAUACUCUGGGCACAAAGCAGUCAUGAGGUAGCAAAAGAAAAAAAUUAAAAAGCCUUUCUGAUCCUGGGAAUGGUGAGACAAAGAGAAGGUCAGACACAGUGUCCUUUCACCUUUUCAUGGAACCUCUGCAGAAAUUCUGGAGGGGAUUGGGAGAGAACUUGAGAGGGGAGAGGGCUGGGCCCACUUGCCAGUGAGUGCGUUGGGAGAACAAUUGCUCAACACUUCCUGUGCUCCAACUCUGGACUGUUGUAAGAAUGGCAGUGCAUUGUUGGGCAAAGCCUCUCCACCAGCUAACAUGUGGCUUAGAAGAUGUAUAGCAAUUCUCCGUGCCUGAUGGGACCUUGGAAAAUAGCUGAUUGUACCAGCUGGAGAGGUGGGAUCACUGCACAAAGUAACUGUGGAUCCUGUAGCUAAGAGCUGCAGGACCCAGCAGGCCCAGGAUCAGCUGGGAGUCUCAGCCACACCUUAGAGGGGUGGCUAGAACCAAAGUGGAGGCAAAUCACCAAGAAGGGAUACUGGCCUCCAGGCUAGCCAAAAGAACAGAUCACUCGUUGCUGCAAAUUUGGUGAGCAAGCACCACAGCUGUGCAGAAUAGAGACCAGAGAAAAUAAAGAGAACAGCAAGCCCAUCUGAGACCCAAUCCACGGCACCAUCUCACCACAGGGAAUGUAAACCCCGCUUCACAGACAUCCAGAUGGCAGAAAAGGGCGGACGGAGAAAUAGCCAUGUUAGGGAGUUGAACAUAAAAUGAGCUGAAUAGUUUAAUUCACCUCUUUCACCAUCCCCAUCCCCGACCUGGUGAGGUGGGGACUGAAGAAGCAAAAACAUCCGUUAUAAAAAAUAAGCUCUAUUUUCCUUUGCAUGUUUGAGAAGCAAUGUGAUAACUUUGUACCCCACUAAACGGACAUUAUAUCUGCUGUAUUGACCCCACUAUUUUUUUAUGCUUCUUGAGAGCAUGAGCUGCCUCAUUCACUGAUAUUUCUCAAGCAUCUGGUACAGUUCGUGACCCGUAAUAGGCACUCAAAUUCUUGUGGAAUGAAAAUAUUUGCAAAUCAUAUAUCUGAUAAGGGGUUAGUAUCCAGAAUAUGUAAAGAACUACAACUCAACAAACAACUAGA
Equus quagga is the source of this 5764-nucleotide messenger RNA. It is a transcript of the gene ZNF396, whose product is annotated as zinc finger protein 396. The coding region runs from base 186 to 1283 and encodes 365 amino acids. The transcript has 4 exons. Lineage: Eukaryota; Metazoa; Chordata; Mammalia; Perissodactyla; Equidae. The record is from RefSeq and is a predicted model, not a curated record.